GUGUGUGUGUGUGUGUGUGUGUGUGUGUGUGUGUGUGUGUGUGUGUGUGUGUGUGUGUGUGUGUGUGUGUGUGUGUGUGUGUGUGUGUGUGUGUGUGUGUGUGUGUGUGUGUGUGUGUGUGUGUGUGUGUGAGAGAGAGUGAGAGUGAGCAGGCAGUAGUUGAGCUGGGCGGACGGACCUCCCUCUCCGACUCCGGGAGGCUGUCCCGUCCACCCGGAUGAGAAGCAGGCGGGCAGGGAGGAGGGCGGAGCUGUGAGAGCUGUCAUACGGAUAUGUUUCAUUUCUCAGACGGCCCCCCUCCACACUCACACACUCACACACACACACACAGCCAGCGACAGAAUCUAACCGUUUAACCGCGACCACAGCGCCUGAGGAGCAGCAGGAUGCCGGUGAAAGGCGGAGGAAGGCUGGCCUCUUACCCGAGCAAGAGCGACAAUGUCGGAAGCUCGGGGAUGGAGGAGACGGUGUGGGAGCAGUACACAGUAACUCUGCACCGGGAUUCUAAGAUGGGUUUUGGCAUCGCCGUGUCAGGAGGGCGGGACAACCCCAACGUGGACAACGGAGAGACAUCGAUCAUCGUGUCAGACGUGCUGCAGGGAGGACCAGCAGAUGGAUUACUCUUUGAGAAUGAUCGAGUCAUUCAGGUGAACUCCAUCGCCAUGGACAACGUGCCUCAUUCCUUCGCUGUGCAGUCGCUCCGGAAAUGUGGAAAAGUGGCCAAAAUAACAGUGAAGAGACCUCGUAAGGUAGCGGUCCACUCACUGAAGCAGCCCCCCUCCCCAGAUGGGGACAGUCGGGAUUACGCCCCCUCCACCCACUAUUACGACGCCGACAACGAUAACGGCUGGUACCGUAGCGAGGGCCGUGACCACACCUCUGACAGCAAAGAAUACCUGGACCCUGAUUACAUGGGUGGGCGGGACUACAACACAAGAGGGAGGAGCCGUGGGAGGAGCCAGGAGAGGACAUCCCCCAGCCCGGACAGGUCCAGGAGGGACGGCAGCCGGGGGCGCGCCCUGGACACCAGCGCGGACCGUCAGCGGUACCACAGUCGAGGACGCAGCCCUGGAGACAGCUAUCGCAUGGAGGAGAAGUACGAGCGAGGAGAGGGAGGAGGAGGUAAAGGAGGGAGGUACAAGAGCAGGGACAGACUCAACGAAACCCCCCCAUCCCCAGAACCUUCCAGAGAGCUGGAGCCGCUGGAGAAACCCGUCAACGUACUGCUGGUGAAGAACAGACCUAACGAAGAGUACGGUCUGCGUUUGGGGAGUCAGAUCUUCAUCAAACAGAUGACAAGCACCGGCCUCGCAGCGAAGGACGGAAAUCUGCAGGAGGGAGACAUCAUUCUCAAGAUCAACGGGACGGUCACAGAGAACCUCUCUCUGCACGAUGCCGGGAAGUUGAUCGAGAAGUCGAGAGGGAAGCUGCAGCUGGUGGUCCAGAGAGACCGCCGUCAGAUCCUCGUACGCAUCCCCCCCCUCGCAGACUCUGACUCUGAUAAUGACGACAUCUCAGAGAUGGAGUCUUACCAUUCGUAUUCUCCCCCAGAGGAGAGGAGAUCGCGUCAGUCUGACCUGUCCUCACACUCGUCCAAUGAAAGAGACAUCCAAAGGGAAGAACCCAUGAAAACAGCCAAGAUGUCCGCCAUGGCCUCCCCGUUCAGAAUACCUGAAGACCCCAAAGCGUCAGCAGAGCUGGAAAAAGACAUACCGCAAAUCGAGGAGCCUCCAGCUGCUGUGACAACCACACCAAAGAUUCUCCUCCGGCCGAGUCCAGAAGAUGAAAAACUUUACGGGCCAAACACGAUAAUGGUGAACUUCCAGAAAGGAGACAGUGUGGGUCUGAGGCUGGCCGGAGGAAAUGAUGUCGGCAUCUUCAUCGCCAGUGUUCAGGAGGGCAGUCCUGCUGAGGAGGAGGGGCUGCACGUCGGAGACCAGAUCCUAAAGGUGAACAACGUUGACUUUCAAGGUGUAGUGAGAGAGGAGGCGGUGCUCUUCCUGUUGGAGAUUCCUAAAGGAGACGUGAUCACCAUCCUGGCUCAGAGCAAACCUGACGUCUACAGUGAUAUCUUGGUGUCUGGGCGCGGGGACUCUUUCUUCGUCCGGACACACUUUGAGUACGAGAAGGAGACUCCUCAGUGCCUGGCCUUCAGCAGAGGAGACAUCUUCAAAGUGGUGGACACCCUGUACGACGGAAAACUUGGGAACUGGCUCGCCAUCCGUGUCGGGAAGGAGAAGCAGCUGCUGGAGAAGGGAAUCAUCCCAAACAAGAGCAGGGCGGAGCAGAUGGCCAGCGUGCAGAGCUCUCAUAAAGCUGUAGCCGCCGAUCGAGCAGACUUCUGGAGGUUACGAGGUCAGCGCUCUUUGAAGAGGAAGGACCUGAAGAAGAGCAGAGAGAACCUGAGCGCUCAGACGCUCGCCACACGCUUCCCCGCCUACGAACGAGUCGUGCUUAGAGAAGCUGGUUUCAGACGUCCCGUCGUUCUUUUCGGUCCCAUCGCUGAUGCUGCGAAUGAGAAACUGGCCUCUGAGAUGCCUGACCUGUUUGUUAUUGCCAAAACGGAGCCAAAAGACGCCGGCUCUGAGAAAUCCUCAGGAGUGGUUCGCCUGAACACCAUCAGACAAAUCAUCGAGCAGGACAAGCACGCCCUGCUGGAUGUGACACCCAAAGCUGUGGACACCCUGAACUACACCCAGUGGUACCCCAUCGUCAUCUUCUUCAACCCGGACAGUAAGCACGGCAUCAAGGCCAUCAGACAGAGGAUCGCCCCCAACUCCAACCGCAGCGCCCGCAAACUGUACGAGCAGGCCGUCAAGCUGAGGAAGACCUGCCCGCACCUUUUCACUGCCACAGUUGAUAUGAACUCGGCCAAUGACGCCUGGUACGGCAGCGUCAAAGACUCCAUCAGAGAGCAGCAGAUGCAGGCAGUGUGGGUCUCUGACGGCAAGCUGGAGGGAGUAGAGACUGAUCUGGACUGCCAGGACGUCGAGCGCCUGUCCUUCCUGUCCGCCAUGUCGGCCGACUACCUCAGCAUGGACAGCCGGCUGGCAUCCGACCUGGACGACACCGCUGACGAGGGCGGGGCCUACACCGACAACGAGCAUGACGCCGAGUUGAUGCACAUCUCUGCCAUCAGCCGCUCGUCUGAACCUGUCUCAGCCGAGGAGAUCUUGCGCAGGUACAGUCCAGACAUCAGGAGUCGAAUGAGGAAGAUCAGCAGUCAAGAAUUCCUCAGCAGGUCGAGCCCUCCACAUGUCUUCUUAACGGACAAGGUAAAACUUUCUCUCAGAGACACUCCUGUCCUCGUAUCCAGCUCCACCAACCCACACCUUCACCACCGCCAACACCACCCGUCACCGCCCAGCUGCAGCAGAAGUUAUGACUCUCCGUCCAGCAGCAGCCCGGCCAGCAGCAACAACGACCCCCCGCCCCCAAUUUCACGUUCAGCCGGCUUCUCCGGCCCACCACCCCCACCUCCACUCCAUCACUUCAACUCCUGCAGCAGUCCGCGGUCCCUAGGGGCCCCCCAACUUCCCAGCAGCAGUAGGAGUAUGGCGGAGAUGGCGCAUCACUCCCCUGCAGCUCUGCCCAGUGUGAACGUAGCCGCCUGCAGGCAGCAGGCAGAGGACAGCCCGGUGGACGAUCCGUCCAUGAGGACCUUCCUGGGAAAGAUUAAAGCCUUUGAGAAGCUGGAUCACUUCGCCCGAGCACAGAGGAUUCUGGAGGUCCAGGAGGCACACAAUGCCAGGGUGGAAAUCGCUCAGAAGCAUCCGGACAUCUACGCCGUUCCUGUGAAGACGGCCAAGCUGGAUCACAGUCGCCCUCAGCCUAUCGGCUCCAGCUCUCAUUCGGACCCCCAGACUCCUCCUCCUCAUCUUCCUCCCAAAGAGCGAAGUCCCUUCUACCAUGGCGAACAGGAGAGAGUGGAGGACACAGGAUACUUCAACGCCAACUCCUACCAGUACCAGGACACUGAGCUGUAGGGUCUGCACACCCUCAGCCCCCUGGACCAACAUGUACCAUGCACUGCUGCACAUGAAGUUCACACACUAACCAUUCCAUCACGUCUGCACAAAACGCUGCUGACUUUGAACUGACUCUUGCUUCUUUAGUAUCGACCUGAAAAUAAUCUUUCUUUCUUUUUUUUUUCUUUUUUUUGCUUCAAGGAAGUCAAAGCAAUCUGUGCUAUCCGUUUGGAUAGGAACACACUGUCUACGCUUUUAUGUUCGUUUUGAGUGAUUCUUUCUUAUGUACAACUUUAAAUGGUCCAAACUGAGUGACUUUGGAACCACUUGUUUUCUUGCCUAUGCAACUUUUUCAGUUUGUGCACAGCAACUGAAACCUAUUGCCACGAGUUCUGUCCUCACAAAAACCUCAACAAACCCCAAAACCCACAAAGCGCUUUAUCACAUCACCCCCUUCUUUUUAAGCUCCUAAUAUUGCCAGCCAUGAUCGACAAAGGUUACGUAUAUAUUCUAUUAUACAGCAUAUAUAUAUUAUAUAUCUAAAGUCAAGUGUUUAUACUCUGUCUUUGCAUUCCUACGUAUAUAUGACAAUGCAGUAUAUAUCUAUAUAUACAUAUAUAUAUAUUCUAUCUUGUAACUCUGGAAUUUGUUACAAUUUUUUGAAGUGCCUUUUCCUUUUGUUAUUCCCAUGAGGUUUGGGUUGUCUUUCCUCCGCCCCUCAGCCACCCAGCCAUACUUAAACCUCUGCUGCUGUCAAGCUUAAAGGGAAACCAGGGAACCAGUGACACCGAAACCUUAAUGCUGUCCCCUCACACUGUACUGUUUGCAGAAAACACACCAACAAAGAUACAGUUCACACCCUGCAGCCAGACAGUCUGCCAAGUGUAGGAACGUCAUGUCUGAUCUCUAGAGCCACACCAAUCCAAAACAACUUCAGACUGUAGAAGUUAAAACAGCCCGCUCACUUAAGAAAACCAAGAAUUUGGAGCAAUAAUCAAACAGAAAUAAUGGAAUUGGCAAAAACAGUGAAUUUGUUUCAUAUUUGCACAACAUCAAAUUGAUUUGCAAAUCAUGCAAUUCGUUAUACAAUUAUCAGUUCUCAAUUAAUGAACUGACAGAAGAAUAGAUAGUUACAUUUCAGAGGUGCAUCAAUGUUCUAAGGUUGUAAUCAAGGUUGUCAAAAUUUUUAACAUGUUGAUACUCUGCAUUAUAACGUGUUUUAUAAUGAUACAGUUGAUGCUGUUUUAAUGAUCGAUAGUGUCAAAAAGUACCAAAGCUUUAAAAAAACAACUUCAGAUCUUCACUUAGACAUUUUACCUAAAAGCUGCUGCGAGAGAAGUGUAGAGCAGCGAUUCACUCAAAAUCACAGAUCAACAAAUACCGACCUUUCUCAAGACCUUUGAGAGUCUCAAGAAGAUGCAAUAGUUAUGUCUACGUCUCUUCCAGCCCUGUGUAGAGGUCGCUAAUUAAUAAAAGAAGUAGAAAAAUACUUUACAUAUCUAUUUCUUAAGUAAGUUGUAAAGGAGAGGAACGAGUCCAUCAAAAAUGUGCAAGUAAACUUCUUCACAUUGUUGGAAAUUGCACAAAUCAUGUGAAAGUUCUGGGUACUGAUGUGUUUUGUGUUCUGAGAUGAUGUGCAGGAGUUUAUCUGCAAUUUCAGAUGGAAUAAUUCCUCUCAAACUGUUUAUGAUACUACCGGUCAUUACAAAUAAAAGAGAUUGUAUCCGUUCAAACAUGUGGUAUCUAAAAGCAUCAAGGUCUCAAAAAUAUUGACAACCUUCAUUUAUAUAUGAAUGACACUUAUUGAAUUGUCCCACUUUCUGCUGCGACUUAGUCUUUUUCUUUUUGUCGACUUUAAUGCUCAGCUUUCAUCGCUGGGCUUUUUAACCUCACAGAAGAAAAUGCUCAUACAAUGAUUUCUUUGUCUUCGGAUGUUCUGCUUAUUAUGUUCCUGCAGGUGGCGCCAUCUUCUGUUUGUUUAGCUAUGAUGGCUAUCACUGCCUAAGCUAAUAACUCUUAUGAAAUGACAAGUUUAGCUGUUUACUAUUUGUCUUAUUGUCAACAAAUCCAAUGUUAAGAUGCAAACCAACAAUGAGUUGAUCCACCUUGUGUUGUGUGUGUGUGUGUCCACUGCAGGGCGGCCAUUGUUUGAUUCCCUCAAAUCAGGAACCUUAAUGGUACCACACACACUGUACACACAGCCAUUCACUCAUGCAAGCACUGCAGCAAUUUAUUAUUUGAGCAGAUAGCAAACCUACCAAGUGCAACUUUAAAGGUAUAAUAAGAGACUUUCAGAGUGCUGCAUGUUCGAGUGGUUCCACUUUACCACCAAUCUCGCAAACCAAAACUAACCACACCACUUCCCCUCCUCCCCCACCCGCUCUCUGUGUUCUGACCGAGUGCAGCCUUUUGUAGGACUGAAGUAUUUGAGACCAAACUAAAUCUUUUCUUCGGAUCUUAAAUUGUUCUCCAGUGACGCCAUUAUGCCUCUAACAACAGCGUCCCUUAGUGGGCAGGACCGGUUCUCCCCCCCCCCCCCCCCCCCCCCCCCCCCCCCAACAUAUAAGGGAGUUUGACUUCACUCUGUUUUAAGGAAGUCAUUACUUAACGAUAUAAUUGAUAUCUGCUUUAUUCUUUAAAAUGUUGCAUUUUAUACCUUUAACCAUCAUUUUUGCUGCUUGGGUCUGUACAAAGGAAGGAGAAAGCCAAGUGGUAUACUGUACUGUAUAAUCAACCCCUCAAACCAGGACCCUCAAGUGUACCUUAAGAUCUUGCUGGUGCUCUUCCAUGUUUAUGCACUUAGACAUUUUCUAAGUCUCGUUAGUCAUUAGAUUAAACUGACUUCCUCUUUGGCAUAAGAGCUAACCAUUAGCAUACUUACAGCUAACCAGUUGCAUACUGAAAAACUCACCGUAGCCUGUGGUUGUGUCUGAAAUCAACCACUCAUUCCCUACUCCCUACAUAGGGAGCUCUUUGUAGUGGACUAUAUAGUACACUAAUAUGCAAAAUAAAUAAAAUGCAUGAUAGUGAAUAAUGAUUGGAUAGUUAGUGACCAUCGGUUGUUCACUACAUUUUAUGAUGCAUUAUGGGAUACAAUAAGUGCACUAUAUAAGUUAUCACAAUGCUUACUCAGAAUUUGGACUUCAAAAUAGUGUAUUCCCUAUAAAGUGUACUUUAUAAAUAGUGUGAUUUCAGACACAGCCUGUGACACUUGACUCAAGGGCUAGCUAGAUAACGACAAGUGGAUAGACUUACACAUAAUCAGACAAAUCUGAAUUGAAUUCAGACCCGCAAUGCAUAAUAUGGUUUUAUUUGGCGUCAGGUAAUAAUUAGUAGGAUAUAACUCUGUAUGUAAGCACAGAAUAAAACAAAAUAUUUAUUUUAAUUGUGAUGAAACCAGCACUAUGUAGUGUUGUGUUGUACAGAUAAUUAUUGGGUUCGUCAAGCCCGCUUCUCGUAAUCCAAAGCCUUAUCUAUUCUUCCUCUGUGCCAUAGAGCUCCUCUGUUUUUCAAAAUAAAACACAACAACUUAAAAGAACACCAAAUGUGUAUUAUGCCACUGCUCAAAGUAGUCCCAAACAUUGGACUAUUCGCUGCUGUUCAAGCGUCCAGCUGUUGUAAACAACUAUUGAGCCUUUUUAAAUAAUUAAAAUAUAUAUUUAUAUGCUUUUUUAAGUCCUAUGUAAACACCUUACCGUAUGAAGAAACACACAUUGUUGGUUUUGGUCUUUAUGUGGAUUUUUAUGACAAUAAGAAUAAGACAGAGUAACAGCAGACUUUGAAUGGAGCGUGUGUAAGAAGCGACAGAAUAAGACAAGAGGAAUAUCUUGAUUUGGAGCCGUUGGAUGUCGUGCCUAAGUUUUCACAGAGAAACUUGUCAAGAUGUAAAAAUCUCAAAUGCAGGAUCCACCUGAAGGCCUUCAUCAUGUCAUUUGAUUAUGUGAUGUAUAUUUUCUAUUCAAAAACAAAUAUCACUGUCAGAGGCCCUUUAGUGACAUGGAUGAUUGUGGGCCUUUUCAUGAUGGCUCUGAAAGUAGAAACAGCUUCUGAUCCAAUAUACGGAGCCACUAAGAGGCUCCGCCCAUGGGCAGAAAAAAUAAAUGACGUUUCAGGUGCACAGGAAAAACUAUGUUGUAAGCACCAGAAACUUUCCCAUGAGCACAAGAAAGUUCCUCGUGAUCACUAACAAGUAUUGUGUGUGCACCAGUGAGUUUCAGUUUGCCUCAUAGGAUUGACUUACUUGUCUUUUGCCAACUCUGACAACCAGAGAUAUGUUAAAGAGUUUCAUGUGUGCACGCAAUACUUUCUCAUGUGCACAAAAAACGUCCUUGUGAGCACUUAAGUCUUUCUCAUGAGCUCCUAAAACUCUCUAGUGAGCCUGAAUAACUUAACUCUGAUUAGUGAAAAUGUACAAUGUCUUUAACAAUUGAAAAACUUCAUUAAGAGCUUGUAAAACUCGAAUGAACCAAAAUAAUUCUUACGAGCACAUAAAACUUUCUCAUGAUCUCGUAAAUAUCUUGUGAGCUCACAUGAAAGAUUUUUGUGUGCAGGAAAACUUCCUUAAGAGCACACAUAACUUGCUCAUGAGCACAAGAUAUUCUCUCGUGAGCCGGGGUUAGUUUUGUGUGUGCACGAGAAACAUAUUCAUUUAUUUUCAAUCCAUAUCCUUUUAGGGGCUCAGUACCAAUCAAACCACAGAGGGAGACAUAUGGUGUUGUUUACGCUCGCAGACAUUUCCUUCCACAAAGCUACCAGAAAUGGAGAACAGCAAGAGUAAAAUCUUAAAUGAGCUGGCUAAGUCAUUUUUGUAUUAAGUCAUCCACAGAGGGGGUUACAUCUUAUUUAUACUCCCAUAAGAACCUGUGACGGAGGAGUGUUGAUCGGAGGCCACAUGCUGUAUAACCCACAGAGAACUUGUCCCAGCUGUGAGAGGGACUGUGCGCUCUGUCUGGGUCUUGGUGACUGUGGUUGAAGGGCCUCGGCUCUCUUUCUCCGUCAGUGUGAAUGAACGGUGUCUCAGAUGUUUCAGAUAUUCUUGAUUGUAUUUCUCAGUUCACUCUUUACCUCCACUCACGAGUUACAAAGUGCUGACUGCUGUUGUUGAAUUCUUGUACUGUGUCAUGGCAGAGGGUUGUGUUACAAUGACGACGAGAGGAAUGACUGUUUCUGCUGAGUUUUUCCAUGUUUUCACCUUAAAACACCAAAUAAAACAAAAGUCUUAACCACA
Messenger RNA from Labrus mixtus (cuckoo wrasse), 9195 nucleotides. Its product is annotated as tight junction protein ZO-2-like. Gene Ontology annotation, cellular component: bicellular tight junction; plasma membrane. Gene Ontology annotation, biological process: cell-cell junction organization; positive regulation of blood-brain barrier permeability; establishment of endothelial intestinal barrier. Gene Ontology annotation, molecular function: cell adhesion molecule binding. The transcript is spliced from 23 exons. Lineage: Eukaryota; Metazoa; Chordata; Actinopteri; Labriformes; Labridae. Bases 387 to 3986 code for a protein of 1199 amino acids. The record is from RefSeq and is a predicted model, not a curated record.